CUUUGACAAGUGCAUUUGUUUCAUAACCUUGAACCAUUCAUCAAAAUCGAAUAUGGCAUCGACCCGGGUUGAGAAGGUUCUGUACCGAGUACCAAACGACUCAUCGAAGAAGAAUGCUGCUGAUCCAAUCGCUCUUCCACCUGGAACCAGCUCAGAGGACUUCAAAGAGUACAUCAAGAAAGCUGUUGAGAUAGUUGGGGAGGAGAACGUUACUGUCAUCAACAAUAAGGAUGAGCUCACCAAAGAACAUUAUACCGACCCUUCAAAGGCGCAUGAUAUGUUUCAUGUGUUCGACAAAGACUAUUUCGUUGCAUCUGCUGUGAUUGCACCUCGCAAAGUUAGCGAGGUACAAGCUAUCAUGAAAUUGUGCAACGAGUAUGGCAUCCCGGUCUGGCCAUUCUCGGUUGGGCGUAAUGUAGGAUAUGGUGGUUCGGCACCUCGUGUUCCUGGAAGUAUUGGCCUGGACAUGGGUCGGAACAUGAACAAAGUCAUCGAGGUCAACGAAAGUGGUGCGUAUGCUUUGGUUGAGCCUGGAGUGACAUAUGCGGAUCUCUAUGCCUACUUGGUGGAGAAGAAGCUGGACCAGAAGUUAUGGAUUGAUACUCCUGAUCUUGGAGGUGGAUCGGUCCUAGGAAAUGCGAUUGAGCGUGGAGUUGGCUACACCCCGUAUGGAGAUCAUUUCAUGAUGCAUUGCGGCAUGGAGGUUGUCUUGCCCAGCGGAGAACUCCUUCGAACAGGCAUGGGUGCCAUGCCAGACCCAACUCAACCUCAUGUGGAGGGAGGAACUCUUGAUCAGCAGCCCGGAAAUAAGUGCUGGCAACUCUUCAACUAUGGCUUCGGACCAUACAACGAUGGCAUCUUCACGCAGAGCAAUUUGGGUGUCGUGACUAAGAUGGGUAUCUGGCUCAUGGUGAAUCCUGGAGGAUACCAGCCAUAUCUCAUUACCUUCCCCAAGGAUAGCGAUCUACCCAAGGUCGUUGAUAUCAUUCGUGAGCUCCGUCUUGCUAUGGUUCUUCAGAACGUCCCAAGUAUCCGUCACGUUCUUCUUGAUGCAGCUGUCCUCGGUACGAAGGCUUCGUACAGCUCGAGCGACAAGCCUCUUACCGACGAGGAAAUUGAUGCAAUUGCCAAAAAGCUCAAUCUCGGUCGUUGGAACUUUUAUGGAGCCCUGUAUGGCCCAAAGCCCAUUCAAGAUGUCAUGUGGCAAGUCGUGAAGCAGACUUUCGGCUCAAUUGAAGGUGCCAAGUUCUUCCUUCCAGAAGAUGUUCCGGACAAGAACGCAGUAUUGCAUAUCCGUGCGAAGACUUUGCAGGGUAUACCAACAUUCGAUGAGUUGAAAUGGGUUGACUGGCUUCCAAAUGGAGCCCAUCUUUUCUUCUCUCCCAUCUCCAAGAUCUCUGGCGAAGACGCUACUUUGCAAUAUUCCAUCACGAAGAAGCGAGUCAUCGAAGCCGGAUUUGACUUCAUCGCUACUUUCACAAUCGGUAUGCGGGAGAUGCAUCACAUCGUGUGUCUUGUUUUCAACCGCAAUGAUGCUGGGCAGAAGGAGCGUGUCCACAAGCUUAUCCGACAGCUUAUUGACGACUGUGCUGCUCACGGUUGGGGAGAGUAUAGAACGCAUCUUGCGUUGAUGGACCAGAUUGCUGAGACGUAUAACUUCAACGACAAUGCUCAAAUGAAGUUGAAUGAGAAGAUUAAGAAUGCUUUGGAUCCUAAUGGUAUCUUAGCUCCUGGUAAAAAUGGUGUGUGGCCUGCUACCUACAACAAACAGGCAUGGAGACUUACGGCAGAAUCUUCCUUGUCCCGGUAGACUGCUAUCUGCGGUAUAGGGCAUUUGAUCGAGAUAGCAUAGUCAGAGGUACCUACGUACCUAGGUAUGUCUUCAAGAAUGAGGAAAUUGCUUGAAGAACUCCUCGGUAUGGUUGCAAGUCUUUCGUGCAUACCAUAUAUCUCAGGCUAGACCGCACACCAAAAUGUGCACCGUAAAUUGCAAC
Mollisia scopiformis is the source of this 1994-nucleotide messenger RNA. Its product is annotated as FAD-linked oxidase-like protein. Gene Ontology annotation, cellular component: mitochondrion. Gene Ontology annotation, molecular function: D-lactate dehydrogenase (cytochrome) activity; FAD binding; D-lactate dehydrogenase (NAD+) activity. Gene Ontology annotation, biological process: lactate catabolic process. Bases 53 to 1810 code for a protein of 585 amino acids. The record is from RefSeq and is a predicted model, not a curated record. The transcript has 3 exons. NCBI's taxonomy places the organism in Eukaryota, Fungi, Ascomycota, Leotiomycetes, Helotiales, Mollisiaceae.